AUGUCCAAACCUUGAAAAACAUAAUACUGUUGGUGUUGGCGAGGGUCAUGUCCUCAACCAUUCAUCCAAGGGUUGUGCCUCCACGUCUUCUAAACAGCUCGCAAACAUGACAGAUCUUUCAGCUUUCCCACAGCAGUUAUGCGAGUACUUUGGCGGAAAUUCUAAAGGUGCAGUGCGAUAUAGCUUUCCUCAAGAGAAAUAUGAUAAAUUACCAGCAGUUUUUGACGGCAUUUUGAUGCUUGAGUCAAUGAACACAGACCAAAAAGUAAGCAUAAAGAGUGAAAAACGCCAUAAAUACACCCGAAUUGAUGUCUUGAUAUUUUUUUUAGGAAGACGGAAGAACAGUGCUAUGCCAUAUAUAUACAAUGCUUGGGAAUUGCGAUUGACUUGCUCGAAAAGCACAGAACACUUCGUUACUGUUAUCGAUACUCCUUCAAUCAAAACUAAACAAGAAAUCAGCAUCUUUACUGCUGAUGGUGAUGAUGUUAUCAGUGUCGAAGGCGUUUUCUCUCGUCGUGCCAUCAUUGGAAAUUUAAUCAAAGUUGACAAUCCUCUCUCAGAUGGCAGCUUUCAGGUGGAAAUGAAGUUACCAGAAAGCAUUGUUGAAAAGUCGUCAAUCUCGGUAGAAGUUGAAGCUGGCAUUAUAACGGUUACGUAA
This is a messenger RNA of Ambispora leptoticha, 658 nucleotides long. The record is from the annotation of a GenBank genome assembly. NCBI's taxonomy places the organism in Eukaryota, Fungi, Glomeromycota, Glomeromycetes, Archaeosporales, Ambisporaceae.